Molecule: messenger RNA, 819 nt
Organism: Penicillium samsonianum
Lineage: Eukaryota; Fungi; Ascomycota; Eurotiomycetes; Eurotiales; Aspergillaceae
Product: carbonic anhydrase family protein
Exons: 2
Coding region: 1-819 (272 amino acids)
Molecular function (GO): carbonate dehydratase activity; zinc ion binding
Source: RefSeq, a predicted model, not a curated record
AUGAAGGUUACUGCUGCUAUUCUUCCUCUCCUGACCGUCGUGUCUGCAUCGUGCCUUCACGGAACAUCGCUUCUACCCCGUGCAGCUGAUGGCAUUGUUGAUAUCAACUCCUUCAACUACACGAACACCGGCGGUCCUCUGACCUGGUACGGCCUGGACAAGAAGAACUCUGCCUGCUCCACUGGAAAGCACCAGUCGCCGAUUGACAUCGUCACCGAGGAGAUUGACUACGCCAGCGCCAACUCUGUACACUUCCAUAUUCCCAGCGCCGACAAUGCCAAGUUUGAGAACCUGGGCUCCGGCCUUGAGGUUGUCCUGACCAACGGCACUCUGGUUACUAAGAGCGGCUCCUACAAGCUCGCUCAGUUCCACUUCCACACCCCUAGCGAGCACCGCAUCAACGAGGAGUACUAUCCCAUGGAAGCUCAUUUCGUCUUCGAGAACACCGCUGGCUCCAUCGCAGUCGUUGCUUUCGUCUUCGAGCUGUCCCAAUUCGGCUACUCGACUCCUCUGUUUGACUCCGUCUUCGCCCACAUUGAUGACAUUGCCACUCCCGGCACUUACACCAAGACCAAUUCACUGGACUUCACUGGCAUCACUCGCCACCUGAACAGCCACGGCAUCUACCAAUAUACUGGCUCCCUCACCACUCCUCCUUGCUCCGAGGAUGUUGCCUGGUACAUCAGCACCGCCCCUCUGCCUCUGAAUGUCCAGAGCUAUAACGCCGUCAAGCAUGUACUCAAGUUCAACGCCCGCUACACCCAGAACGCCCUUGGCCAGGACAACCUUCUUGAGGUUGCCACCUCUGAGCUGAAAUAA